Ilex paraguariensis (yerba mate) is the source of this 1416-nucleotide messenger RNA. NCBI's taxonomy places the organism in Eukaryota, Viridiplantae, Streptophyta, Magnoliopsida, Aquifoliales, Aquifoliaceae. The record is from the annotation of a GenBank genome assembly.
AUGGAGAAGAGUGGAGUCUUUUACUAUGUUCUUGUCAUUCUAGACACUUUACUCUCCUAUAUCUUCCUUAGAAGAAACAAGAGAAAGCCACAGAAAAGAGCUAAGCUCCCUCCGGGUUCAAUGGGGUGGCCUCUUGUAGGAGAGACCCUUCAACUUUACUCUCAAGACCCAACUGUCUUCUUUGCCUCCAAACAGAGAAGGUAUGGCGAAAUUUUCAAGACUCAUGUACUUGGUUGCCCUUGCGUCAUGUUAACAAGUCCUGAGGCAGCUCGGUUCGUCUUAGUCACUCAAACUCACUUAUUCAAGCCUACGUAUCCGAAAAGUAAAGAAAGCUUGAUUGGCCCAUCGGCACUGUUUUUCCACCAAGGGGACUACCAUAUUCGCAUGAGGAAGCUGGUGCAGGCCUCAUUGUCACCGGAGGCUCUUCGUAACCUAGUGGCUGAUAUUGAAGCCAUGGCCAUCUCUGCCUUGGACUCCUGGGCUGGGGGCCAUGUCAUUAACACAUUUCAUGAGAUGAAAAAGUUCUCUUUUGAAGUUGGCAUACACGCCAUACUUGGCCAUUUGGAGCCUCAUCAAAGAGAAGAUCUGAAGAAAAACUACAGCAUAGUGGAGAGAGGAUACAAUUCUUUUCCCACAAACUUACCAGGAACUCCAUACAAAAAGGCCCAAUUGGCAAGGAAGAGGCUAAGUAAGAUUUUGAGUGGGAUUAUAGGUGAGAGGAAGGAAUACAGGUCAAUAGGGAAGGACCUCUUGGAUAGUCUCUUGGACUCAAAGGACGAUAAGGGUGAAUUCCUAAAUGAAGAUCAAAUUUCAGACAACAUAAUCGGAGUUCUUUUCGCUGCUCAGGACACCACUGCCAGUGUCAUGACAUGGAUUCUCAGGUACCUCUACGAUGAUUCGAAACUUCUGGAGGCUGUAAAGGCUGAACAGAAGGCAAUUUACCAAUCAAAUAGAGAAGGGCAUCAACAAUUGACUUGGAAUCAGACAAGAAAUAUGCCAAUCACUUACAGGGUUAUACAAGAGAGCUUGAGAAUGGCAAGCAUUAUAUCUUUCAUAUUUAGAGAGGCAGUGGCUGAUGUAGAAUACAAAGGGUACCUAAUUCCAAAAGGAUGGAAAGUCAUGCCUUUAUUCAGAAAUAUUCAUCAUAAUCCAGAUUUCUUUGCUGAUCCCCAGAAAUUUGAUCCUUCGAGAUUUGAGGUUAAACCAAAGCCCUAUACUUUCAUGCCCUUUGGCAGUGGAGUACAUGCCUGCCCCGGGAACGAGCUCGCGAAGCUGGAGAUGUUCACUAUGGUCCACCACCUUGUCACUAAGUUCAGGUGGGAAGUGGUGGGAUCUCAAAGUGGAAUUCAAUAUGGCCCAUUCCCAAUUCCUCUGCUUGGACUUCCAGCCAAAUUUUGGAAAGUAUCUACUCCCUAA